AAAGAAGAAUAGAAGAAGAAAAAAAGACGAAAAGAAAGAAUAAUUUCUUUUUCUCUCUCUCUCUCUCUCUCUCUCUCUCGCUCUCUUAAUUCUUCAGUCUUCACUCUUCUCUUCUCGUCGUCGUCGUAGCUGUCGUUCUCGUUGUCGUGGGUACAUUUUUUCAUAAGAAAUUCUAAAAGCAACCCCUCGAACGAGAUCCGUCUAAACUCAUUGUUUAUAUUCCUCGCUUAAAAUCCCAUUUUCGUCUUACACUUUUCUUUUCUUAACCUUCACUCCCUCCUCAAUCCUCCCUCGUUCCCUCCCAUCUUCGUCACCACCUUCCUUUUCCUUCAUCAUCUUCAUCAUCUUCAUUGUCUUCUUCUUAUUCUUUUUCUUCAUCCUUCUCUUCCAUCACUGUUCUCUUCUUCUAUAAUUGCUUCUUUUUUUGGAUAUCUUCUUUACUUCUAUUACGAGGAAAAAAAAAAGGAUACAUAUAUAUCUCUCUUUCUCUCUCCCUCUCUCUCUCUCUCUCUCUCUUUCUCUCGUUAAUUAGUAUCCAGGUAUUUUAUUUUUUUCUAAUACCGCAAGAAAGAAUCGAGUAGAACGGAAUUCUUAGAGAGAGAGAGAGAGAGAGAGAGAGAGAGAGAGAGGGAGAGAGAGAGAGAGAGUUAGAUAGAUAGAUAAACAGAGUGAGAGAAAAAGAGAGAAAGGGAUAGAGAUAGUGAGUGCAGCACGUGUCCGGCGGUGCCGGCGGCGCGAAGAAAGAUGUAAGAAGAGGAAGGGGUGGGGGGGGUUUAAAGAAAAACCGUAAAAACGAAGGUGCGGAAAGGCUCGUGCGUUUUCUUUUAACUAACAAAGACGCAUCCCCUCUUCGACAAAUAUCUUACGCAUCGCGGAUAAACGGAAAAAGGAAGAGAUUAUACGGACCAGCAAAAAAAAAGAGAAAGGAAAAGGAAAAAAAAGAUAGUGAGAGAGAGAGAGAGAGAGAGAGAAAAUAAUCCAAAAAAAAGGAAAGAGAUAAAAACGGAUAAAAAGAUAAAAAGGAGAAAUCGAUAAAGAAAGAUUAAAAAAAGAAAGAAAAGAAAGAAGAAAAAAAAAGGAGAAGAUCAAGAUAAUGCAAGAAGUUUGAGAUAAACGUUUGUUUUGAAAAAAUAAUCAUCGUCUACUUGAUCUCGAAACGAAUAGAAAUUAUUUCUGUUUGAAAUUAAUCGAAUUACGGGCCACGUGAUAAUACAUUUUUUCUCCGCACAUCGGAGAUUGAUCAAGAACGUCAUCGAUCGUGUCAUUAUUGGAAUCGAUUUUCUUCAUCCAAGAAGAUGAGAGGCCUUGUGCCGGGCAGCAUAUUCAGCCUACUUGUUCUACUCGUCGCGUGGCAAAACGGAGCGCGGGCUAACUGGUGGUAUCUGGGACUGGAACCUCGCUUGAGCGGAUCGGUCCAAGGUGCUGGAGGCGGUGCCGAUGGUUCGGACGGACAACAGGGCUUGGGCAUAGCUGGUGCGGGUGUGAUAGGUCCUGCUAGUGCUGAAAAAAAUUGCAAGAGUGUCCACCUCAGCGUCAAACAGCAACAGAUUUGCUCACGUUCACCGCCAGUCCUGCAAGCGGUAAGCGCAGGCACGAGAUUGGCGAUCGAAGAAUGUCAACAUCAAUUCAGAUCUGCUAGAUGGAAUUGUUCUGUCAGCCCGGACAAUCCGGACAACAUUUUUGGCGGUGUCAUGUUAGUCAAUAGCCGAGAAGCUGCUUUCGUUUACGCGAUAUCAGCAGCUGGAAUCGCUUACAGCGUAACCAGAGCAUGUUCAAGGGGCGAACUGACAGAUUGUUCCUGCGACAAUCGAAUUAGGACCCGCCGACCGAAUAACUGGCAAUGGGGUGGCUGUAGCGAGGACAUACAUUUUGGAGACAAGUUCUCUAGAGAAUGGACCGACGGUGCUGAGGAAUCAAUUAAGGAAGGAAUUCUGCAUGGUGUCAAAGGACUGGCCGGUCAGCUUAUGAGGAAACACGACAGCGAGGCAGGCAGGCGAGCUGUUCGUUCAAAAAUGAAACGUAUUUGCAAGUGUCACGGCAUGUCCGGAUCAUGCAGUGUCCGCGUCUGUUGGAGGAGACUUCCAGCAUUCAGAGAGGCCGGAACUGAUCUCGCAGCUCUUCACGAUGGGGCGGCAUUGGUACGACUGUCUCAACGGGGCGGCAGAAGACCCGCAAGACUGAGGCCCGCGCAACCCGAUCUCAAACGACCGAACAAGACGGAUUUAGUUUACCUGGAGGACAGUCCUGAUUAUUGUGAAAGAAAUAUCACGCUAGGCAUCCCCGGAACGAGAGGAAGAAUUUGCAAUCGAACAUCACCGGGUCUCGAUGGUUGCCGAUUAUUGUGCUGCGGUCGUGGCUAUCAAACAAGGGUAAGGGACGUCACGGAGAAAUGCAGUUGCCGAUUCGUCUGGUGCUGUCACGUGAAGUGCGAACUAUGCAGACAGAGGCGCGAGGAACACAUUUGCAAUUAAAGAAUAAUAAGAUAGACAUUGGUCGCGCGACUCCAUGCAAUUUGACAACGUGUCUUCUUUGAGAUGAGUAAUAUAACUCAUACAUAAAUCGAUUUCAAGGGCAAAUCGACGUAUUCUUAUCGCACGAUUUUUAACGUUGCGUUGAUGAAAUAAAAGAAAGAGAAAUGAAAUGAGUCGAUAUGAGGAAUAGGAAAGGCGGAGGGGAAGGAGAUGGGGAUGAAAAUAUGAAUGGAGAUAUGGGAAGCUAAGAGAUCGGGUGAGGGAGAAAAAUAGAAAGGAACAAAAAAAAAAUAUAUAUAUAUAUAUAUACAUACCAAUAUCCGCCGCGAGAGGCUAGAAAAUAAGAAAAAAGGGACGAUAUACCUACGACUCUGUUGAAAAGAGAGAGAGAGAGAGAGAGAGAGAGAGAGAGAGAGAGAAACAAGAAAAUGAGAAAGAGAGAGAGAGAGAGAAAACAAGAAAAUGAGAGAGAGAGAGAGAGAAAGGAGAGAAAGAUAAUGAAAAAGAGGACAAAGAAAUAAAAGAGAAAAAAAGCGUUCUGUACCUGACAGUCAGAGUGUCGUAAAUAAUCCACUCUUCGGCAACAUUUAUUUUAAGUUUAUUUAUCUAUAAUUUCGGAUACUCAGGGUAAUACGCUUUGUCCGCGCUUCUAUGUUUAUGAAUAGAAGAAGAAAAAGGAAGCCAUCGAUAUACUGCGUGCAUACGUGCAUGCGUGCAUGCGCGGACCCCUCGAGUUUCAGUAUUAAUAAUGGUGUGGGUAUGUUAAGGAGGCGAUCGUCUACAUGGAUACAUACCCACAUUGGAGUUACGAACACGUGGCUCGUUAUGCUAGUCUGGCUCUCAGGUGCAGCGUCGACCGCGUGGAUAUUGACAAACCGAGCAUACGGAAAAUGUUUAUUAACGACGACAUUACGUCGCUCGAUGAGGAAAAAUCGACGGUCGUAUUAUUCAAAAAAGAAAAAAAAAAGAAAGAGAUAAAUAAAAAGAAUAAAAAAAGAAGAGAAAAAAAGAAAGGAAGAAAAAAGAAAGAACGAAUUAAUUUCUUUUUCCAAUUCUAAAGCUCAGAGUGUAUCUGUCUAUCCCAUUUGAAACCGUACAUCUAAAUGUUUCCGCUUGAUUCUAAUGACGAACGAAAGAAUGUCACGGAACGAGAAAUACAGCAGGAACAUUUUUCUUCCCCUUUCAAGAUCAUUUUUUUCAGAUAAUCAAAGUCAUCGGUGUUUCUAUUUUUCCCUAUUCUUUUAUUUUUAUUUUUAUUUUUUUUUUAUUUUAUUUUUUUUAUUUUUUCUUUAUUUUUUUUUUUUUUUGGUGAAAUGUUUAUAUUUUUAUUACAAUAAUAUGAUAGCUCAUAAAAUUAUCAAAUAUGGGAAAUAUUUAGUGUAAUAGGGAUAUGUCUGAUCUUAGCACGAAUUUGAAGAAAAAAAUAAUGUUUGAAAGAAUAAAAAAAAAAGGUAGAAAUCUUAAACUUAAGCGUUUCGGUCUAAAUGAUGUUUUUUUUUUUUUUAAGUCACAUAAGCUUCCAUUGAUUUUAAAGCAAAACAUAAUAUACGUUCGAGACGAUGUCCUCUCUUCGUAUUAAUAUGUUUUUUAAUUUUUAAACAACGAUCAAAGAAUGCAAUAUUCGUUGCAAUUGUUUUAAAAUUCGUGUUAAAUAUCACUUUAUAUCUUACAUCGAGAGAAGCUGUCUUUUCUUUUUAAUUUAUUUAUUCAUCAUCUAAUUUAUUAUGAUUUGCGUUAUAUUUUUAAGGUCAUGCUGUGAGCCUCCCUAAUUUUUCUAAUUAAAACAUGAUUCUUUUUUUCUUUUCAUUCCAGGCAAUUCCUUGAGAUCGAAAAAAUAAUAAUACUCUAGGAAUAUAUUUUUUUGACGAGCUAUCAUACUGCGGUGGUAACAACCAAUGUACCAUUCUACCUAAAAAAGAAAAAAAAAAAAAGAAAAAAACUACCGAUGACCUUAAUAUCUUAAAAAUACCUUAAAAUAAAAUAUAUUUCAUAUCAUUACAUCUUUCCCUUUCAAACGAUGUAACAUUGCUCUAUAACAUUUUUUUAUCCCGCCGAAAAAAAAUAUUUAGACUUAUUCGAGAUUUUAAAUGGGAUACUCUGUAUACUCUCGAUGAUAGAUAUCCUAUUAAAAGGAGAUAUAUAUGUAUUCCUGUACACUACUAAGUUGAAUAUAUAUGUAUGUAUGUAUGUAUGUAUGUAUGUAUGUAUGUAUGUAUGUAUGUAUGUAUGUAUGUAUGUAUUAUCAUUA
Vespa crabro (European hornet) is the source of this 4719-nucleotide messenger RNA. Its product is annotated as protein Wnt-1-like. The record is from RefSeq and is a predicted model, not a curated record. Lineage: Eukaryota; Metazoa; Arthropoda; Insecta; Hymenoptera; Vespidae. Gene Ontology annotation, molecular function: frizzled binding; cytokine activity. Gene Ontology annotation, cellular component: extracellular region. Gene Ontology annotation, biological process: multicellular organism development; cell fate commitment; canonical Wnt signaling pathway. Bases 1296 to 2471 code for a protein of 391 amino acids. The transcript has 7 exons.